Molecule: messenger RNA, 2229 nt
Organism: Aspergillus terreus NIH2624
Lineage: Eukaryota; Fungi; Ascomycota; Eurotiomycetes; Eurotiales; Aspergillaceae
Gene: EifCb
Product: translation initiation factor eIF3 core subunit b
Exons: 4
Coding region: 1-2229 (742 amino acids)
Biological process (GO): translational initiation
Cellular component (GO): eukaryotic translation initiation factor 3 complex
Molecular function (GO): translation initiation factor binding; RNA binding; translation initiation factor activity
Source: RefSeq, a predicted model, not a curated record
AUGGCGCCCAGUUUCGAUACUCUCUCUGAGCAGGAUCUUCACGAGGAAGAAGAGGAGGAGAUCGACUUCUCCGAUCUCAAGGCGCAAUAUGAAGUGAAACUCGAUGAAGGCCUGGAUACCUUCGUUGUCAUUGAUGGACUCCCGAUUGUCCCCGAGGAGAGCAGACAAAAGCUCAUUAAAUUCCUGUUGAGGAAACUCAGCGCGGCUGGCAAAACCUCCGAAGAUGCCGUCUUUAUGCCGCUGAACGAGAAGAACAUGUCCGAAGGUUUCGCCUUCGUUGAGUACGAGACCCCCGAACAGGCCGUCGCCGCCGUGAAACAGCUGCACGGCACACCCCUCGACAAGAAGCACACCCUCGCCGUGAACAAAUUGAUGGAUAUUGAUCGCUAUGGUCGGGAAGGACGCAUUGAUGAGGAGUAUAAGCCUCCUACGAUCGAACCCUUCAAGGAGAAGGAGCAUCUCCGCUCGUGGCUGGCCGACCCCAACGCCCGCGACCAGUUCGCUCUCUACCGUGGUGACAAAGUCGGUGUGUUCUGGAACAACAAGAACAACCCGCCCGAGAACGUCGUGGAUCGCGCCCACUGGACGCAACUUUUCGUCCAGUGGUCCCCCAAGGGUACCUACCUGGCCUCCGUUCACCCUCAGGGUAUUCAGCUCUGGGGUGGUCCCGCCUUCUCCAAGCUCAAGCAGUUCCCCCAUCCGUUCGUCUCGCUGGUUGAAUUCUCGCCCGCUGAGAACUACGUGACCACUUGGUCCGCCCGCCCCAUCCAGGUGGAAGAAGGUGGCUCCGGACCCCUGUCUUACGAGGAGGAUGGAAAGAACAUCAUCAUUUGGGAUAUUGUUACCGGCAAACCCCUCCGGUCUUUCGUGUCCCACGACCUGGCCGCUGGUCCCGCCGAGGCCGAAGCUCAACCCAAGAAGAAGGUCCAGUGGCCCGCGUUCAAGUGGUCUGCGGAUGAGAAGUACGUCGCCAGAAUGCUCCAGGGCCAGUCAAUUUCGAUCUACGAGGCUCCCCGGAUGAACCUGCUAGGAAAGACGUCCGUCAAGAUUGAUGGCGUGAUGGACUUCGAAUGGUCCCCCGCGACCGUGAACCGUGAUGGUGUCAAGCAGUACGAGCAGCUGCUGUGCUUCUGGACCCCCGAAAUUGGCAGCAACCCCGCUCGCGUGGGUAUGAUGAGUGUGCCUUCGAAGGAGAUUGUCCGUACCCGUAACCUGUUCAACGUGUCGGAUGUGAAGCUGCACUGGCAGUCCCAGGGUACCUACGUCUGUGUCAAGGUGGACCGUCACUCCAAAUCGAAGAAGUCCAUGGCUACCAACCUCGAGAUUUUCCGUGUUCGCGAGAAGGGUGUCCCCGUUGAGGUCGUCGACAGCUUGAAAGACACGGUCAUCAACUUCGCCUGGGAGCCUAACGGUGGUCGCUUCGUCCUCAUCACCACGGGCGAGACCCCCACCGGUGCCGCCGUUCCCCCCAAGACGGCUGUCUCCUUCUUCGCCCCCGAGAAGAAGGGUGGUUCGGCCGGUAACUUCAAGCUGGUGCGUACCAUUGAGAAGAAGACGAGCAACGCGAUCUACUGGUCGCCCAAGGGCCGUUUCGUCGUUGUGGCCACUGUGCACUCCCAGUCGAGCUUCGAUCUGGACUUCUGGGAUAUGGACUUUGAGGGCGAGAAGCCCGAGGGUGAGAAGGAUCUGGCCGCCAACCUUCAGCUGAUGAAGACGGUCGAGCACUACGGUGUGACGGACGUCGACUGGGACCCUACUGGUCGUUACGUGGUCAGCAGUGCUAGCGUGUGGACACAUUCGAUGGAAAAUGGCUGGAACCUCCACACCUUUGCCGGUCAGACCCUCUCCGAGAACCCUACCGACAAAUUUAAGCAGUUCAUCUGGCGUCCUCGCCCGCCCACCCUUCUCAGCAAGGAGGAGCAGAAGCAAGUCCGCAAGAACCUCCGCGAGUACUCCAAGGAGUUCGACGAGGAGGACAAGUACGCCGUCGACAUUGCCAACACCGCCGUUGUCGAGAAGCGCAAGCGUGUGCUCAGCGAGUGGCUUGCCUGGAUCCGGCGGGAGAAGGAGCUCCUCGCCGAGGACAAGGACGCCUACGGUCUGCCCGAGAACGUGGACGACGCCAAGAUGGCCAAGGACGCGCCACAAGUGUCCGAAGACCAGGGCGAGACUGUCGUCGAGGAGAUUGUGGAAGAAAUCAUCGAAGAGAACGAGGAAGUCAUCGGUUGA